Molecule: messenger RNA, 1430 nt
Organism: Nicotiana tabacum (common tobacco)
Lineage: Eukaryota; Viridiplantae; Streptophyta; Magnoliopsida; Solanales; Solanaceae
Product: trans-resveratrol di-O-methyltransferase-like
Molecular function (GO): protein dimerization activity; O-methyltransferase activity
Source: RefSeq, a predicted model, not a curated record
GCGACCCAACCUUUAACUUUUUUAUAAAUGGACAGUUUGUUGUAAAGCUCUCAUCCCAUCAGUUUCAAACAUAAAGAUAGCUCAUCACUAGCCUAGUUUCAGCAUCAAGGUUGGAGAACUUCCUGACUCCUGAGCUAAUGGAAACUGAUAAUGUUGAAGCAGCCAGUGAAUUGUUCAAAGCACAGGUUCACAUCUACAAACAUGCAUUCGCUUAUGCAAAUUCCAUGGCCUUGAAUUGUGCCAUUCAACUAGGCAUACCAGAUAUUGUACAUAACCACAAAAAACCAAUCACUCUUCCUGAACUUGUUUCGGCACUCAAACUUCCCUCAUCAAAAUCAAUUGGCAUUCAUCGGCUAAUGUGCCUGUUGGUGCACUCUGGAUUCUUUGCUACAGCAAAGAUCGACGAAAACUCAGAGACAGAUGGAUAUAUUUUGACAACUCCUUCAAGGCUGCUUCUUAAGACUGAAUUCCCAAACUUGUCACCUUGCGUUAGAGUAAUGAUUGAUCCUAUCGUUGUCACUCCUUGGCAACUAAUGCUUGAAUGGUUUCACAAUAAGAAUGAAGAGGCCACAGCAUUUGAGACAGCCCAUGGGGUACCUAUGUGGGAAUUUUGUGCACAAAAUCCAAGAUUCGACAAAGAUUUCAAUGAAGGAACGGCUAGUGAUUCCCAAAUGAUGAGAUUAGUUGUCAAGGAUUGUAAAGAAGUUUUUGAGGGGAUGAACUCAUUGGUUGAUGUUGGAGGGGGCAUUGGGAUUAUAGCUAAGACAAUCUUGGAGGUUUUUCCUCACUUGAAAUGCACUGUUCUUGAUCUUCCUUAUGUUGUUGCCAACAUGCCACAAAGUGAGAAUUUAAGCUAUGUUGGAGGGGAUAUGUUUCAAUCUAUUCCUCACGCUGAUGCCAUUUUGUUUAAGAAUAUAUUGCAUAGCUGGAGCGAUGAGGAUUGUGUCAAGGUUCUGAAGAAAUGCAGAGAAGCUAUUGCAGAAAACUUUGAAGAGGGGAGAAAAGGGAAGAAGGUCCUUAUCAUUGACAUAGUAUUAGACACAAACGAAGAUGAACCAGACAUGACUCAAGUAAAGCUCAUGAAAGACAUGUUGAUGGUAAUGUUUUUCACUGGAAAAGAAAGGACUGAGAAAGAAUGGGAAAAACUAUUCCUUAAAGCUGGCUUUACACGUUACAAUAUUAGACCAAUCUUUGGCCUUAGGUCUCUUAUUGAAGUUUUCCCUUGAAUAUAUAUAUGGGGUUUUCUGUUUCUUAAUUAAGAGAGAUGAUGUUCAUGUUGUGCUCUGAUAAAUAAAUAAUGACUUCCCUGCUUACAUAUAUAAUAAUAAUGGGGCCAUUUCUCUGUUUUCUUAAGCACUGUGCAGUAUCCUAUUUGUAAUUCCUCUGAGAGAACCAUCAAAUUUCAAGAGACAAAGAAUAAAAGUUUUUCA